AUGGGGCGGCGGGCGCUGCCCGGCGGCCGAGGCCUCCGCAGCGCGCAGUCCUCGAGCUCCGACGACGACGACCGCCCUCGGCGGACCUCGGUGGCGCGCGGGGCCGUGGCCGCCGCGGUGGGGCGAUGGCCGCCGUGGAGCGGCCGAGGCCUCGGCGCGCAGCCAUCCAGCUCCGACGACGGCGGCGAGGACGACGACGACGACGACGACGACUGCCCGGAGCGCAGUUCGGAGGAGCCGCUCGGCGGGGCCCCGCUGGCGCUCCUCGGGGUGCCGCUCGUGCCGCCCGCCAGCCUCCGGCUCGACCUGGCCUUCUGGGCCCAGCUGCUCGACAGGGCCGGGAGGCUCGGCUACGUCGAGGGGGGCGCUGGCGGCGUCCGGACGGCCGUGUUCCGGAGGCUCCUGCGGAGGCUCACCCUGGUCCUCGAGGUGGAGGGCCUCGACGACCCCGCGUGGGAGCGCGCGUUGCAGGCGGAUGCCAUCGGCUGGGCGGGCGUGCGGCGGGCCUUCGAGCAGGGCUUCUCGCCCCGGGUGCGCCUGUCCAGGGUGGAGCGCUUCUCGCUGAGCCCGAGGAAGAAAUAA
Prorocentrum cordatum is the source of this 582-nucleotide messenger RNA. Lineage: Eukaryota; Dinophyceae; Prorocentrales; Prorocentraceae. The record is from the annotation of a GenBank genome assembly.